Molecule: messenger RNA, 2550 nt
Organism: Penicillium verrucosum
Lineage: Eukaryota; Fungi; Ascomycota; Eurotiomycetes; Eurotiales; Aspergillaceae
Product: F-box domain protein
Exons: 3
Coding region: 1-2550 (849 amino acids)
Molecular function (GO): protein binding
Source: RefSeq, a predicted model, not a curated record
AUGGAGGAUACCUCCCUCUCCGAGGACCCUUUGGUCCAGCAAGCGGGCUCUCCUACAUCGCCCAGCCCAAAGAGCUGCUUUGACCGGCUACCACUUAAUGUGAUCGAGCACAUCCUAUAUGCUUCCGAUGCCAAUACAUUUGCAUCGCUAUCUCUGCUAAACCGAAGAUGGAAGCAUUCAUCCGAUUCCGCUGCAUUGUAUGCCUAUCAGUUGUCACGUUGUUCAUCCCUUUCCUGGUCUCGCGGGGUCAUUCCUGAGGCAGAAAACCUCACUAAACUCAAGCGCCAAUUUGUUAAAGAGGUCAGGCAGAACGCCUUUGAUGCAUUUCUACGGCCUCGGCAAACUCUCGUGCGGCUCCUUUCAAGUUCUAUGAGCUCGUCAACGGCGUUCCCACAGGGCGAAGUUUUUCGAUUCUCAUUUUCAGGAAACGGUCAAAUGGUUCUCUGCAUCAGCUCUUCUCGCAUUGUCAUAUUAGACGUGUCUACUGACCCAGUCAUCGUCAAGCAUGAGCUUAAGACUCGAAGACGGCCACUGGGAGCCACAAUCCGUGAUGAUAGCUCUCUCAUUGCUGUUUUAUCUUCCACGCAUCGAGUUCAUAUAUACCAGCUUUCUGACGAUGAAGCCAAACACAUUCAAGUUAUCACACUGAAUGAUGGUCCAAGGGACAUCAAGUUCUCUCCAGCAGGUAGUGUGCUAGCAUUAGCCUUCGAGGAUAGUAUCGAGGUAUACGCUGUGGGUGAAGAGGCUUUGCCAACCGACCGCCGGGCGUCACUAUCACUCCUCCUUUCUAUACUGAGACCGGAACGGACGCCUCACCCGGAGAACUCGAGAUGCGAAUGUGGACAACACAAAUUCUCUUUCCUGAAACAAUCUCUUGCCAUAUCACUCACAUCUCCCUUUGUUGCUGGCCAAGAGGAAGCCGACGAUCACUGGGUGAUGGGAUAUGAUGAACAAUUGGGGGCGUUUAGGGCGCUUCAAUUAAACAAUAAUGCGGGAAUCGUUUAUUUCGCCAGUCCAUUCCUCGCAGGUGAAUCCCGGGAAAUGCGACCAAGCAUGAGACCCGCCACGGAUGAUGCGGGAGAACUUUCUGCAUUAGGGUUCCAAGAUUCAGAACUAUGGAUAUAUGGGAUGCCUAGCUUGGGCGCUAGUGAAAUCACUGGUACCCAGGUUGGUGGUGGUCAUCAUUAUGGAGGUUGUGCGCCUCGCGACAAUCUAGCACAGCUUCAGAAGAUCGUUCAACAACCUAAGAUCUUGAUCCGGGGGCGGCGGGUGAGUGACAUGCACGGUAUCACAUCCGCUCAUUGGGUACAUUCUGACUCACGACGCCGUCGGAGACUCGUCGCGGUAGCGCCUGGUGGUGUGCGCUCACAGAACUUUGGCGAAGAAGAUAUCCCAGUUGACGGUGGUCGAAUUCUCCUCCUUGAUUUUGAGCGCUCUACCAUGAACGGUGAAACGACUGAACUUGACAUCGAAGUCGGAGAAAAGGCACCCAAGAUUCUUAUGGAGCCGGACUCCUCUUUGGACACGGAAGUGGAGCUUGAAAGAAGGCGAACACGACUACAUCGUGGCGAUACUGUUACAGCAUUCGCAGCCCGCGGUAAUUCAACAAUUACUCGAGAAUCCCGAGCUCUGCCACUUCACUUCCGCCGCAACAGUCUUGCAGUUCCCACCUCGCCAAGCGAGACUUCUCGAGUCGAUAUACUCGACCUUCCAUAUGACAAUACGCAGCCUCGUUCCAGCACAGUCCUCCACCGAGCUGCUACUGUGGUUGCAUCGACCCGUGGACGGUACGACCCUCGAUAUCGUAAUUCCCACAACCCCCGACAGAUUCCCCAUGAAAGUGACGCCGAUAAUUGGGUGCCACCACCACCUCCUUACGAACGUGAGACGGUGGACCCAUUGCCAGAUGAUCUACAACGAAUGCUCCUUCCCCCGGUCAAUGUCGCCAGCUCUACCCUUCACCCUGAAAGAGGACAAAUCGCUCGUGUCGCGCAGCAACCAACCCGCCCUCGCCCACAGUCUGUCAAUUUCCAGAGCCUAGGCACUACGACUGGGACAAGGCGCAGGGGAAGUUCCAUUGGCAGAGACUUCAACCCAGAUCAAUUGGCCCCGCAAGAUUCGUUCACGAACAACUUAUCACCAGAACAGCCGCGAUCUGCUUCGCGUCCACCUACGGCGAUCCAACCCACCACGCCUACAUUUGCUGUAUAUCCAGCUGAACUACCCCCACAAGAAAACACGAUGCCUCUUCCAUAUUUGAGGGCCUCGGCACUGGGCGAUGCACUUGGUGAUGCCUACUUCCCAUACUCUGUAUCAUCGCCAAACCUUCUCCAUAUCCCACAGCCAUAUGAAGAAGUACAGGGCACUGCAGUAGAUGACGAGCAUGAGAUACCUCAGAGGCAAAGAUCUUUCCGCAGGCGGGUUUCAACCGAACCCUCCAGCUUACCGCCGCCAACAAACGAGGAAUGGCGCCGGCGCAUUCAGGAUUGGAACAAUAACACAAUUAAGGAGCGGCGUCGUAAACGAAGGGGGAAGUGCCAUGUCAUGUAG